AUGGCCGCCGUGCCUGAUACCAGACACACCAAGACCGACCAGGAGUUGGCGAUCAACAUUAAGAAGGCAACAAACCCUGACGAGACGGCGCCGAAGAGAAAACAUGUACGAAGUUGCAUUGUUUAUACUUGGGAUCAUCGGUCUUCCCAGGCCUUUUGGGCCGGGAUCAAAGUCCAGCCCAUUCUUGCCGAUGAAGUCCAGACAUUUAAGGCUUUGAUUACCGUGCACAAGGUCCUCCAGGAAGGGCAUCCGAAUACUCUACGGGAGGCUAUGGCGCAGAGGGGCUGGAUUGACAGCUUGAAUCGCGGAAUGGGCGGAGAAGGAGUACGAGGAUACGGCCCCCUGAUCCGAGAAUACGUCUACUACUUGUUGGCGAAGUUGUCCUUCCAUCAGCAACACCCCGAGUUCAACGGAACGUUCGAGUACGAGGAGUACCUGAGUUUGAAGGCCAUCAACGAUCCCAACGAAGGUUAUGAGACGAUUACCGAUCUCAUGACACUCCAGGACAAGAUCGAGCAGUUCCAGAAGUUGAUCUUCUCACACUUCCGCCAUGUCGGAAACAAUGAGUGUCGCAUCUCCUCUCUUGUUCCCUUGGUACAGGAGAGUUAUGGCAUUUACAAGUUUAUCACGAGCAUGUUGCGCGCCAUGCACUCCACGACCGGCGAUGCCGACGUCCUUCAGCCUCUGCGCGAGAGAUACGAUGCCCAACACUACCGUCUUGUCAAAUUCUACUACGAGUGUUCGAACCUGCGCUACUUGACCAGUCUGAUCACGAUUCCCAAAUUGCCGCAAGACCCGCCCAACCUGCUGGCUGAGGAUGAUGAGGCCCCUGCGCUGCCCGCCCGGCCGAAGCAGGAAAUUGAACGCCGCCCGACACCGCCUCCCGAGCCAAAAUCCCAAGAGCCGGAUGACAUUUCUGAGUUCUGGAAGAAUGAGCUGGAGCGUCAAAACCGCGAGUAUGAGGAGCAACAAAGAGUUCUCGAGGAGCAGGCGCGGCAGCAGGCGAUGAUGCAACAGCAGGCACAAGAGCAGGCACAAAGAGAGUUCGAGGAGCAGCAGCGAAGACUGGCGGAACAACAGCGCCGCGAGCAGGAGGCUCUAAUGCAACAACAAAUGCAAUACCAGACCCAGGGCCGACUUGCUGAAUUGGAGCAGGAGAACUUCAAUGCCCGAUCGCAAUACGAGCGAGAUCAACUUAUGCUGCAACAGUACGACCAGAGGGUAAAGGCAUUGGAGAGUGAGCUGGCUCAGAUUCAGGGACACUUCGGACAGCAGGUUGCAAGCAAGGACGACCAGAUUCGAGCACUCCAAGAACAGGUCAACACCUGGCGUACCAAGUACGAGGCCCUCGCAAAGCUUUACUCCCAGCUUCGUCAUGAACAUCUGGAUCUCCUACAAAAGUUCAAGUCUGUCCAGUUGAAGGCGGCGUCUGCACAGGAAGCCAAUGAGCGCCGGGAGAAACUUGAGCGCGAGAUUAAGACCAAGAACCUCGAGCUUGCGGAUAUGAUCAGGGAAAGAGAUCGUGCGCUGCAUGAUAAGGAUCGUCUCUCGGGAGCCAACAAGGACGAAGUCGAGAAACUUAAGCGAGAGCUGCGUAUGGCUCAAGACAGAGCAGACAACCUUGAGAGAAGCAAGGGCAAUGAGCUCUCGACAAUGCUUUCCAAGUACAACCGUGAGAUGGCAGACCUUGAGGAGGCUCUGCGCCUUAAGUCUCGCGCUUUAGAAGAUGCGCAGGCCAAGCUCAGAGACGGCAGCAGCGACCUUGAGCAGCUUCUUCGGGACAAGGAAGAGGAGCUCGAGGUUUACAAAGCGGGCAUGGACCAAACGCUUAUUGAACUCAAUGAGCUCAAACUUAACCAAGGUGAUACAGAUCAAGUCAUCGAUGGUCAGAUUGAUGCCUUGAUCAUGGCCAACCUGGACAAGAUCAACGACAUUAUUGAUUCAGUCUUGCAGUCUGGCGUCCAGAGAGUGGACGAUGCGCUGUACGAGUUGGACUCGACGAUGCAAGCAGGAAACCAGAAUGCUUCGCCAUCUUACGUGCUAUCGCAAAUCGAGAAGGCUUCAUCCAGCGCCAUGGAAUUUGCCACUGCCUUCAAUAACUUCAUCGCGGAUGGCCCCAACGCGACUCAUGCGGAAUUGAUCAAGACCAUCAACGUAUUUGCUGGAGCCAUCGCAGAUGUCUGCACCAAUGCCAAGGGUAUCACUCGUCUUGCGACAGACGAGAAGAAGGCCGACGCUUUGAUGAAUGGCACCCGACAGUCCGCUACAUCGACUGUCAAGUUCUUCCGUGGCCUCCAGAGCUUCCGCUUGGAGGGGAUGGACCCUAUCCAGAAGACUGACGUCGUCAUCAACAGCAACAAUGAGGUCCAGAUGAACCUUCAGAAGCUCAACAAGCUUGUUGAGACCUUCGCUCCCAAUGCUGGUAAGCUCGCGGGCAAGGGUGAUCUUGGCGACAUUGUCGACCAGGAACUCAGCAAGGCUGCAGACGCCAUUGCUGCUGCAGCUGCGCGCUUGGCCAAACUGAAGAACAAGCCUCGUGACGGCUACUCAACCUACGAACUCAAGGUGCAUGACACAAUUCUCGAUGCGGCCUCGGCCAUCACCAACGCCAUCGCGCAGCUCAUCAAGGCCGCCACGGCAACGCAGCAGGAGAUUGUCCAGGCAGGUCGCGGUUCCUCAUCGAGAACCGCUUUCUACAAGAAGAACAACCGGUGGACGGAGGGUCUUAUCUCGGCAGCCAAGGCCGUGGCAUCAUCGACCAACACGCUCAUCGAGACUGCAGACGGUGUGCUGUCUAACCGCAACAGCCCCGAGCAGCUUAUUGUGGCAUCGAACGACGUGGCGGCUUCCACCGCCCAGCUUGUCGCCGCCAGCAGAGUCAAGGCUGGCUUCAUGUCCAAGAGCCAGGAGAACCUUGAGCAGGCUAGCAAGGCCGUUGGCGCGGCGUGCAGAGCACUUGUGCGACAGGUGCAGAGCAUCAUCAAGGACCGCAACGAGGAGGAUGAGGCGGUCGAUUACUCCAAGCUCGGUGCUCACGAAUUCAAGGUUCGGGAAAUGGAGCAACAGGUCGAGAUUCUGCAACUCGAGAAUGCACUCUCAGCCGCAAGACACAGGUUGGGAGAGAUGCGCAAGAUCUCCUAUCAGGAGGAGUAG
This is a messenger RNA of Colletotrichum truncatum, 3153 nucleotides long. The record is from RefSeq and is a predicted model, not a curated record. NCBI's taxonomy places the organism in Eukaryota, Fungi, Ascomycota, Sordariomycetes, Glomerellales, Glomerellaceae.